Aedes albopictus (Asian tiger mosquito) is the source of this 1921-nucleotide messenger RNA. It is a transcript of the gene Prim2, whose product is annotated as DNA primase large subunit. Lineage: Eukaryota; Metazoa; Arthropoda; Insecta; Diptera; Culicidae. The record is from RefSeq and is a predicted model, not a curated record. Gene Ontology annotation, biological process: DNA replication initiation; DNA replication, synthesis of primer. The coding region runs from base 150 to 1844 and encodes 564 amino acids. The transcript is spliced from 2 exons. Gene Ontology annotation, cellular component: alpha DNA polymerase:primase complex.
AACGAACGAUCCCGCAGAGCAACUCACUCACAGUGCAAAUCACGCGAAAUAACCGGAAUUUUAUUCGUAAUUUGUAAUUUGUAAUUUAAUUUGUCGAAAAAUAUUGUUAAAAAUAGUGAAGUCCUUACCGAAACACCGAUUCAAUAAGAAUGGAAUUCUCCCGCCGCAGCCGGCUCAGACCGGAAGCCCAAUUUGGGAUGGAUUCGGUGCUGGAUUGGCUCAUUCCACACAACGUAGCACUGUACGCGAUUCCACCGAUGGUCGAUCUGUCCAUCACGGAGCUACAGUCGCUGGCCCUGGAGCGGCUGAAGGUGCUUCGCAUACUGGAGCAGGCGACCAACAAGAACCUGAAACUGUCGUCCGACGAGGGACGGGAAACCGUGUUCAACGAGAUGAAUCACGCCGGAUUGAAGCACUACGUAAGGCUGUGCCAGGGUAACCACUCGAAAGACCAGGACCUGGCGGCCAGGCGAAAGGAUUAUCUGUCGCAUUUCAUUCUGCGGUUUGCCUACUGCGGCACGGAGGAAUUGAGACGGUGGUUCAUCACCAGAGAAAUGGAACUGUUUCGUUUGAAGUUUGCCGGUCUCUCGCCGCAAGAUGUGAAGGAUUUCGUUAUGAAGUACGAAAUGGGCUACUUGCCACUGACCGCGGAGCAGAAAAGCGAAAUCAAGGAUGGCCUUUACGACAGUACCAUCUAUCACAGCGUCAUGCAGAUCGAAUCGAUGGAUUUCUACAAAGUGCGAUUUACGGACGUUCUGGAUUUGGUUCGGGGUCGUAGGUGCUAUCUGAGGGCAGGUUUCGCCUAUGUAUGCGCCAGUGACUUCGUUUCGAUUAUCGCCAAUAAACAUCAGCAGCUGUUGGAAGACGGCUUGCAGGCGCAUCUGAGGCUACUACCUGAGGUUGAGAACGACGAGAGAUUCGCGAUGAUAUUGAAGGAACUGCACACUUCGUAUACGGGCAAAGAUUACAGAGUAUCCAAAACGGGCCAGAUUCCGAUCGAAAGUCUGGAUCAGCUAUCGAAGAAAUCCUACCCGCUGUGUAUGCGCUAUUGCCAUGAUACACUUCGAUCGAAGCACCAUAUGAAGCACGGCGGGCGUAUGCAGUAUGGCUUGUUCCUGAAAGCCAUCGGAGUGACCAUGGAAGAUUCGUUGCGCUUUUGGCGAGAGGAAUUCACUCGAGGAACUGUAACGUUGGAAAAAUUCGAGAAGGAACACGCGUAUAACAUCAGGCACAACUACGGAAAGGAAGGCUCCCGGAUCAAUUACGCUGCCUACAACUGUAUGAAGAUUAUAACGACGAACGUGUCACCUCAGGACACACACGGAUGUCCGUUCAAGAUCUGGGAACCGUCGGUGUUGAAAACGAAGCUGAGCGCCUUCGGUUUGAGCGCGGCUCACGCGGAGGAAGUGGUCGGCUUUGCGAGUCGAGGUCAUUACCAGAUAGCCUGCGGGAAGUAUUUCGAAAUUUCCCACAACACCAAGCUGGAAGAAGGCAUCACCCAUCCCAAUCAGUACUUCGACCUCAGUCAGAUCACAGUGGGUGCGCGGGCGCCCAAGGUCAAACCCCAGAACCAAAAUCGUCGUACGUUCGGCAGCCAGGACACGUCCAUGGCGAGCGUUCGGAGUACCCAACAGGACACGACCACGAUGAACGCAGAUGACGACACCGAACUGUGGGAGCUGAUGGAAAGCAACGAGAAGGAAGCCAAGGAGGGAAUCAAACACGAGAGCCUACUGUUGAAGCAGCCGGAGCCGGCUGGUAAUACGCAGGCGAAAAAACCAACGUCCGAAUGGGGCGAUGAUGAGGAUUUCGACGUUUCUCAGGUUGAAAUGGAUCAGAACUGAGGUAUGUACAAAGUAGUUGAUAGUUUUCUUUGAAUAUCUGCCGAGAGCGGUUAAAAUAUGCUAAAGUUUGAAAUGAU